This is a messenger RNA of Prunus armeniaca (apricot), 237 nucleotides long. The record is from the annotation of a GenBank genome assembly. NCBI's taxonomy places the organism in Eukaryota, Viridiplantae, Streptophyta, Magnoliopsida, Rosales, Rosaceae.
AUGAAGCUGGAGAUGAUGGACAAGGGUGUAUCACCUGAUGCUGUUACCUAUUCAUCACUCAUUCAAGGUGUCUGUCAGCAAAGAAGACUAGGUGAAUCUUGUGAUCUAUUCCAAGAAAUGUUGAGUAUGGGUGUGCCUCCUGAUGAAUUUACAUACACAACAUUGAUCAAUGCUUACUGUGUGGAAGGGGAUUUAAAUAAGGCUCUUCAUUUGAAUGAUGAAAUGAUACAAAAAUGA